Nymphaea colorata (pocket water lily) is the source of this 1297-nucleotide messenger RNA. RefSeq names its product BURP domain-containing protein 5-like. The record is from RefSeq and is a predicted model, not a curated record. The transcript is spliced from 3 exons. Bases 32 to 1105 code for a protein of 357 amino acids. NCBI's taxonomy places the organism in Eukaryota, Viridiplantae, Streptophyta, Magnoliopsida, Nymphaeales, Nymphaeaceae.
UGACAGUGUGGCGGUAAAAGGUGACUAAUGAAUGGCCUAUAAAUUGAGCGGCUUGCCCAUCGAGAAGGAUCAGAGGACACUCUCUUCUCAUCCAGUGCUAUCCAUACCCUGCACAAUGGCCUCAACCUUUUGCUUCCUCCUCUCUAUCUUUCUGCUUGUAGUUGCGACCAGCAGCAGCGAGAUGAGUCCUGAGGACUACUGGAAUAAACUGCUGCCCAAAACUCCCAUCCCCACGUCUCUCCACGCCUUCUUGCCGACGACAGGCGCCAGUUAUCCUUCGCAAAAGAAGCAUGCUGCCCUUUCCCUGCUUGCGAGUAAAAGCAUUUUAUGGCAAAGUUACAAAUUCGGGACAACACCGGAUCAGGUAAAGAAAGAGCACGACACUGGUUUCCUCUUCUUGAAAGAGAACUUGAAGCCAGGCAGUAAGACCAAGAAGCUGGACUUGGAGAAGAAGGAGCAAGAGACCGCGAGGGAAUGGCCGGCACUGCUGCCUCGCCAGGAGGCAGGCACCUUUCCUUUCUCAACUUCCAAGCUCAGAGACAUCCUCCAACGCUUUUCCAUGGAUCCCAACUCUGCCGACGCACUGACCGUGAGGCACACUCUUGAAAAUUGCGAGAGGGGAGCCAAUGAAGGGGAAAUCAGCUAUUGCGCUACAUCCUUAGAAUCCAUGGUCGACUUCGUUGUGUCCCAGCUCAAGACGAAUGAUGUUCAGUUGCUAACCUACUCGUUCUUGAACAAGGAAGAAAGAGAGACCAAGAGCAGAGUGUACACAGUUCAGCCCGGUGUGGUCGAAUUGGCCGCGCAAACCACAGUGGCGUGCCACGUCCAGUCGUACCCGUAUGCAGUGUUCUACUGCCACACGGUUCCGAAAACCAAAACUUACAUUGUUCCAUUGGUUGCUGAAGAAGAUGGCACCAGAGUGAGGGCAGGGGCUGUUUGCCACACUGACACCUCUUCAUGGAACAAGAACCAUGCCGCUAUGCUGGCACUAGGAAUCAAGCCGGGAACUCCUCUUUGUCAUUUCCUUUCUCAUGGUCACGUUGUGUUUGUUCCCAACUCUGCUCUUAAGAUGUCCACAGUACGCCGGUCCCCUACUCCCGCCUAGCUUUAUUAGUCCCUGGCAUAUGUGUGGUAUAAACGUUCUCAGUAUGUGUAGGCAACGAUGGUGCCAGUGUAUAAUGGGUUGUACUACUGCUUGUUUUCCUGCUCUUUGUUCAUGUAAUCAUAAUCAGGUGUAUGUCUUUUGUGCAAGCAAUCUGAAUAAAUAUGAUGGAGCAUGGGAGAUGUUUUAUGUUCA